Molecule: messenger RNA, 897 nt
Organism: Acaulospora colombiana
Lineage: Eukaryota; Fungi; Glomeromycota; Glomeromycetes; Diversisporales; Acaulosporaceae
Source: the annotation of a GenBank genome assembly
GAAGGAGAAUGUUCUACGAGGAGACUCGGAGAUAGUACAUCCGAUGAUUGUGAUAUCAAUGUAAGUGAAACUGACUUCUCUGACAUGAAUCAUGAAGAGAAACAGGAGUCCGAUAAAAGAAAACAGAGUGAAUCCGAUCAAAUUCAGACCAACAAGAAUGAAGAUAAUCCAGCACCUGCAAUAAAUCCUAUAGAUUUACCAACGUUGAUAAAUCAAGGUCAAUUAUCGACUUUAACAGUUACAAAUCCUAUCAUCCAAACCCCGGGGACUCCACCGCCAAGGCCUAAUGUCAAUGAUAUGCAGGUUACUCCUCAAAAGUCGGUGCUUUUUAAGGAAUCCGUUACCUAUUUACAAAAUCAUAUAAAGAUAGAUGUAAAUGAUCAAGGAAUGAUCAUAAAAGACAAUCAUACUUAUGAAGAAAUCUCAGCAAUUCAAUCGGUAUAUAAUGAAUACAAAUUUCAUUGGAUCGAAGUUGAAUUGGAUUGUAAAAGGGAAGUGAAACAGAUAUUCCCAAAGUUUGAUUUACCUAUAAACCAAGCUGAUGGUCUCGGAAUGCGGAAUUCGAGUAACAAGGCGAUCGUUUUUAUCGAAGUACUGGGUGGGCCUGAAAACACAGAUCAAAAAAAAUUAAAAGAAGAUUCAGAAAAGCUUCUGAAAGAAGCCGUAUUUGGUCUUGUUUCCCUGUUACGAAAUUAUUUGGACAAAAGUGCGGAAGAAUCGAAACAGUUAUACACGUUCAUAAUUCAGGGCAUCGGUAACUUAUUUAGCGAGCUCGAAAUUCAAACGGGAGUGAUUAAUAAAUUAAGACUAUCUGAAUCAGUCGAUGGCGUAAUUGUACCAAGAAUUCGUGAUUGGAUUUGGCUGCCAGAUUCGAUUUCUGCAUGGAAAUGUGAAUAG